Molecule: messenger RNA, 410 nt
Organism: Seriola dumerili (greater amberjack)
Lineage: Eukaryota; Metazoa; Chordata; Actinopteri; Carangiformes; Carangidae
Gene: lin52
Product: lin-52 DREAM MuvB core complex component
Exons: 6
Coding region: 33-371 (112 amino acids)
Biological process (GO): regulation of DNA-templated transcription
Cellular component (GO): DRM complex
Source: RefSeq, a predicted model, not a curated record
UGGUCUUCGUUCGUCACGUGUUUAUUCUGAAGAUGGCGUCUCCAAAUGGAGGUGACGAUUUUGAGUCGUCUUUGCUGAGUUUUGAGAAGUUGGACAGAGCGUCACCAGACCUUUGGCCAGAACAGUUGCCCGGAGUUGCAGAAUUUGCUGCAUCUUGUAAAAAUCCCAUCACUAAUUCACCUCCCAAGUGGAUGGCUGAGCUAGAGACUGAGGACAUUGAAAUGUUGAAAGAGCUGGGGAGUCUGACCACAGCCAACCUGAUGGAGAAGGUUAAAGGACUUCAGAACCUCGCUUACCAGCUGGGCUUAGAAGAGUCGAGGGAAAUGACCAGGGGGAAAUUCCUGAACAUCUUGGAGAGACCCAAGAAGUGACAAAUCUUUUUUUUUUUCUUUUUUUUUUUUUUUCCUCCC